Messenger RNA from Cephus cinctus (wheat stem sawfly), 2480 nucleotides. It is a transcript of the gene l(2)37Cd, whose product is annotated as general transcription factor 3C polypeptide 5. The record is from RefSeq and is a predicted model, not a curated record. Gene Ontology annotation, cellular component: transcription factor TFIIIC complex. The transcript has 7 exons. Lineage: Eukaryota; Metazoa; Arthropoda; Insecta; Hymenoptera; Cephidae. Bases 194 to 2374 code for a protein of 726 amino acids. Gene Ontology annotation, biological process: transcription initiation at RNA polymerase III promoter.
AAUAAUUAAUGUUGUUGAAAAGUUAUGAAGAUGAUAUUGUAGAGGUAAUAGUGCACCUGUACGGCUGCAACCAGAUGUACAAAUGACACAUUUGAACGUAAUACCUGAUAUAAUACCGGGAUCUUAACCUGAAAAUUCAGUGCGGUAAAGAAUUGUGAGAAAUCGAUGCAUUGUUUCUAAGAGAAAUAUAAUUAUGAGUGAUAAAAGUGAUUUAACUGACAUUGAAGGUUCUGAUAAUGAUGACAACAAAGAUAGUGAUUUUAAUAUUGAAGACUAUGAAGAUGGUGUUGACAGUGAGGCAUCAUCAUAUGAAGGUUUGCUGAAAACUAAAACUGAUGAAAACCAUUCCAAAACAGCCAAGGUAGAUGACAAUAAUGAUGAUGAUGAAAAAGAAUAUGUCGGGCCAAUAUUACCCGGAGGGCAUAGAUUUGAUCGCAAAUUUGUAUGUAUUAAAUAUCCUGGAAAUGUUAUUAAUCCAGAAAAGGCAAUUGAAACUUUAGGAGGAAUUUCUGCAAUUUCUACGGCUGUUAAUACUCGCAACAGGAGAUUAGAACUUCGGUUUAGACCAGAUGAUGGCUAUUGUAAACCAGCUUGUGGCGAUAGACAUGCUGUUGCUGGAUUUUUGUUGCGGGUUAGAGUAAAAAAGAAACGAAUAAAAAAUAAUGAGAAUAAUACAAAGGAGACCGGCAAAAACAUAGAGGUAAUAGAAGUAAUACAUGUGAAUAAAGAAAUAACUGAUAACAAUGUAAAGAAUCCAGGCUCAGAUCAAAGUACGCAACAAAAUAUGAAUAUUCCUAUUGAAGAAUCAAAUAAAGAAUAUAUCAAUGAACAAAGUGAAGAUAAAAACAUAGGAAAGUCCAUGGAAAACUUAGCAAAUCAAUUAAACAAUUGCAAAGUUAUUUCAACCGAAUGUGAAACACAUGAUGAAACAGAACAAUCCAAUACAAAGAAAAAUAUUGCAAAAUCCAACCCUAAAGAAGAAGAGUAUCAAUCUUUUGCCAAGAACCCUGUAUGUCCCGAAUCUAAAUCAAAUGCCGAUAAUGUAAGCAACAAUAGUAAUAAUACACCAGAGACAAAAUCAAAAGAAAACGCCUUACCAUCAUUCGACAGCAAUAAGUAUGAAGAUUUAUCACAAGAUGAGGACUAUGAACUACCAAAAUUAAAAGUCUUAGGACGAAUUGAUACAGAAUUCAAGUUCAUGAAUUUGUGCGAUUUUCAAUAUUUACCGAUCACACGUUCGACGAAGAAUCCAAAGGAAAAUGAAUGCAUAUACAGUUCCAUUUAUCCAACAACCGUCCCACCGUAUCAAUGGCUGAAAAACAAAGUGCCAUACUUUUUGCCACCCGCUGCAUUCAGUAGAAUGGAUAACGUACAGCAAUACGUACCAAAAACAGAAACUGAUACACUUCCACAAAAUAUUAUCGGUAAAACUAGAAAGCGGCGUGCUGGUUUUUCAAACUUUGUCUACUUUAAUAUGCCGAACGUACCAGAAACCCCGCCAAAAGGUAUCGAAUCCGCCAUGAAAGUCAAAUUUCUGCAGAGUUUCCACUUAGAGAGGGUACGAAAAAUGUUUGAGCAACGUCCAAUAUGGUCAAAAAAUGCACUAAUAUAUGAAACAAAAUUUACUGGUGAUCAAUUGAAAAUAUUGCUGCCUUCUGUGGCUUAUUAUUUUAUGAAUGGACCAUGGCGGAUCAUGUGGGUCAAAUUGGGUUACGAUCCCAGGACCGAUCCUACGUCUAGGAAAUACCAAACUCUUGACUACAGACUGAAAGCUAUGCACGGUUUGCAAGCGACGAUCAAGUGCAAACGGAGUUACUCAAAUUAUAUUUUACCAUACAAAUCAGCUCCUAUAUCAAAACCAAAAACUACAGUACUCACUGCAAAUUUGUCCCAGGACCAAAAUCGAAAACAGGAACGAUUGUCUAAUGAGAACAUGUAUAUUUAUCGAGAAGGUACUGUACCACCAUCGCGACAAAUGUUUUAUCAGUAUUGCGAUGUUCUCGUGGACGAAGUACAGGAAAUGCUGGCCAAGUUACCGGAUCCACCACCAGGUACAAAGUGUCAUGAAAAAAUGGGAUGGCUACCAAAUGGUUUCGAUGAUCAAUGCAGGGAAAUCAUCAAUAAACAAGUUCGCGUCGUACUUAGAAAGAAAAUGAACAUUCCUGAAGAUCAUCCAACAUCAUUACCCAGGAAACGAAGGUUCGGUGGUAAAGUCAAGAGGAAUGUGCUACUAACUAGAAAAUCGAAGAAAAGUAAAUUAUUAAAUCCCAGUUCCUCCUCCAUUCACAUGGAAGUCGUUCCUCAGGGAUCUGACGAAGAAUGGGAAAAUUGUACGAACUUGGACGAACCAGGUACAAGUUCAAAGGUCACUUAACUCUUGUGAUCCUCAUGUAAUCUUGGUAUCUCAAUUAAAAUGACCUUCAUUCUUUGUAUACGGUUUAAUGCAAGACAUAAUUGAGCAUUCUUAAAUACAGAAAUUU